AUGGCGGUACAUGCCUCAGACACGGGACAUAGAAUAGAUCUGGAGAAUGUGGAAGUUCUGAGACGGGGACUGCGAUUCACACCACAGCGGCUGGUAACCGAGGCGGUGGAAAUUACCACGCUUCACAACGUGAAUAGAAUUGAGGGUGUGGAACUGGCGAGCGUAUGGAAAGCGGUCUUAGAUAAGCCGAGUCGGCACGUGACGCGACGUCAUUCGGGCCGUCCCACAACUGGGGUUAAGAUUUAUCAACAGAAUCUGAUUGAUCCACUCGUUGUGUCGAAAAAGAUGGACUCAAGCAAAUCUCUACAAACACAUGUGUGGAAAUUUUAA
Molecule: messenger RNA, 330 nt
Organism: Opisthorchis viverrini
Lineage: Eukaryota; Metazoa; Platyhelminthes; Trematoda; Opisthorchiida; Opisthorchiidae
Exons: 2
Coding region: 1-330 (109 amino acids)
Source: RefSeq, a predicted model, not a curated record